AUGGGCGAUUCGUCGAGUCUACCGGGAAAUGAACUACUUCAAGCUGAAAAAGAUGAAAAAGACGAUGGCCCUUUCGAGAAUCGACGAGUCAACUCUUCGGAAAUCGCACCAAAUGCGGAGGGUCCAUUUGGGGUGCGCCUUAGCGACGAUAUGCUCAACGUGUUCUGCGAUCGUGUGCAACUCGCCGCCCCGGACCGUAUUAACGGCUUUUUUGCGAUUCAAUCGAUUUUGUGCGACCCGGCCUCGCUUCGAUCGCAAAUUCAGCCGCGUCAAGAAGUCAUCCAAAUUUUCUUCGACCAGGAACAGGAGCACUACAUUACGGCUCAUCUCUUUUACGUGAAUAAGGUGCCCACUCUACGAAUUUACGACCCAUUACUGCAUGCGAAAAAUGUUAAAAAUCGGGAUUUGAAAGAUAUGAUGAGCCCAUCGAUGAUUCGACAAAUUUUGGACAUCUUCGGACAUAUCGUUUUCCGUGUUGCUCAGCCAGGCGCGGUCCCUGUUGAAUAUGUGCACGACAUUGACCCUCAGACAGAUGGAUGGAGUUGUGGAUAUCGAGCAAUCGGCGUUGUGAUGGAUUUGUUGAGAGAAAGACCUCCCAUGGACUCAAAAUACGAUGUUCGCUCACUCUAUGACUUGUACAUUUGGGCGAAUCGCGAUGGAUCGCACCCGUGGCACGAAUUUAUGAAGUUCCCGUAUCGUAGCUAUCGCCUCCGGAAUUAUGUUAGAAACGGCAUUGUUGUUUUCCCAUUUUCGAAAGCCACCGAAUCGCUUGUCGCUCAAUCUGAAGAACCAACGGCUCAACCGGCCUGCAAAGAGGAGCCUCCUGCGGCUCACAAAGAAAAUCCUGUGAUCGACGCUGUUCCUUCAAAGUCUGGUGAUUUAACAAACGGAGUUCGGGAAAUGCGACAAAGUUGUUGUGAUUAUCAUCUACAAUCAAACGCUUCAAAAAAUGACAAGAGCAAAGACGCAAAGAGCACCACCCACCAUCGAGCAAUGGCUGAAAGCAGCGGGAUUGAGACUCCGAGGGUGCCUGAUUCGAAACCAGUCCCUCUACUCCCAAGAUUGGCCGUCCAUUCUUCAUCGUCGCAACCCGAGCUCUUGCAACCGCUUAAUCGAUGGUCUUACGUGCGCACGUGGAGUGAACGACAAAGUGAUGAGGAAAAAAAGAGAAGUGGAAGUGCCGGAGAAUGCCCAACCAAUUCUCGACUGUCAGCCAUUGAAACGACGCGUUCAAUCACCCGUUGGACAAACGAUGUCUUCAGCUCGGAGCCCAUUGAAUGCAAUGUGCCCGCCUCAUUUGACUCUCUUCCUUCGAUGCCCGUGCCGAAUCUUCACGCUUGCCGCUCCUCCACGCGCCACGAGGGCUCCUCAUUUCACACCGACUCGAAUCAUUCUCUUCAUGGCGUCGAAAAGAGCCAACAACAAAAGCCAUCCGCAAACAAGCUUCAUCAAGUCACGUUUCGACCCCAUCUGGGAUACGGAGCCGAUGAGCAACACUCGAGCUUUGAGGCCGAUGUCAGCAGCUUUGGAAGUUCCAACAAGAGCGUAAAAUUCGAUGUGCAAUGGGAGUCGGAGCCUGCUGCCAUAAUCGUUCCUUCCUUCAUCCCGGUCGAGAUCAAAAAGCCAAUCAAUUGCACAACUAAGUCCAAGGACGUUCGUCUGGAAAUGGGCUCCGUGGUGGCCACGCAAAUCACCCACAAGAACAAUAACAACAACAAUUCGCCGCUUUCAUCACCCUCAUCAUCAAUGCUGAACUCGGAACCUCGGUGCUGUUGU
This is a messenger RNA of Mesorhabditis belari, 1776 nucleotides long. Lineage: Eukaryota; Metazoa; Nematoda; Chromadorea; Rhabditida; Rhabditidae. The record is from the annotation of a GenBank genome assembly.